Molecule: messenger RNA, 354 nt
Organism: Helobdella robusta
Lineage: Eukaryota; Metazoa; Annelida; Clitellata; Rhynchobdellida; Glossiphoniidae
Exons: 1
Coding region: 1-354 (117 amino acids)
Molecular function (GO): zinc ion binding
Source: RefSeq, a predicted model, not a curated record
AUGCCCCAAUCAGGACAUCGGCGGUUUUUGCGACCGAGAAUUAAAAUGGUUGGAUUUGAAGAGAAGUAUGAAAGUUCACUGAAAGAUAUCGAAAGCUUAGAAAUCAACCUGAACAACAACGUGAUAAACGACACUAGUUGCAUCAAACAGUGUCCAAGGUGUCUGAUUUACAUCAGAAAUACGGAUCAUGUUACAAAGAUAAAGUGCCUGGCUUGCGAUUCCGAUUUUUGUUGGGAGUGCUUACAAAUUUUUACGAUAGAAAAAAAGAGAGAUAACGACGAUGAUGGAACAUUUUGUCAAAAUAUUCACUGCGGGAAUAAGAAGACCUUGAAAUCUUACAAAUGUGUACUUUAA